UCUUUAUGUUCUCUUUAUUCUCUUUUUCCAUGUCUGUUUUCUGUCUAUGUUCCUUAUUUUUAACAGUUUAAGUUCAUUUGUAUCAGUUUUAGGUGAAACUGAAAAGAGCUAAAAGUGAACUAUUGAGUUGAAAUGUGUCCUCUGUGUUGGCUGAUGAACAUAUGGGACACUCUGACACUUGUGUAUAGAGUGGUAUCCUAAUGAAGAUGUGUUUGAUGUGACAGGUGAUUGGCAGGAGGAGGAGAGUCUGACGGAGGAGCAGAGGAAUGUUGGCAGCCAUUUAGUCUGAGCUCAACAACGGAGGAAACAUGGAUUCUUCACAAAAAAAAUGUAAACACAGCAAUGGAGUGAGAUGUCGGACCUCUGAGGAGGAUAAGGAUGGUUCAGCAACAACGGCAAAAAGAGAUGAAUCACUGAGUUGUGAGCAAUGUGACAAGACUUUUAUUACAGCAACAAAGCUAAGAAUUCACAAACAUAUUCACACUGUGGAUAAACCAUUCAGCUGUGAUCAGUGUGGAAAGGCUUUUACUCAGAAGAGUGACUUAAAAAGCCAUCAACUCAUUCACAGUGGAGUUAAACCAUUCAACUGUGAUCAGUGUGGAAAGGCUUUUACUCGGAAGAGUCAGUUAAAAAGACAUCAGCUCAUUCACAGUGGAGUGAAAUUGUUCAGUUGUAAUCAGUGUGGUAAGGCUUUUACUCGGAAGACUCAUUUAAAAAGCCAUCAACUCAUUCACAGUGGAGUUAAACCAUUCAGCUGUGAUCAGUGUGGAAAGGCUUUUACUCACAAGAGUCAGUUAAAAAGCCAUCAACUCAUUCACAGUGGAGUUAAACCAUUCAGUUGUAAUCAGUGUGGUAAGGCUUUUACUCGGAAGACUCAUUUAAAAAGCCAUCAACUCAUUCACAGUGGAGUUAAACCAUUCAGCUGUGAUCAGUGUGGAAAGGCUUUUACUCACAAGAGUCAGUUAAAAAGCCAUCAACUCAUUCACAGUGGAGUUAAACCAUUCAACUGUGAUCAGUGUGGAAAGGCUUUUACUCGGAAGAGUCAGUUAAAAAGACAUCAGCUCAUUCACAGUGGAGUGAAAUUGUUCAGUUGUAAUCAGUGUGGUAAGGCUUUUACUCGGAAGACUCAUUCAAAAAGCCAUCAACUCAUUCACAGUGGAGUUAAACCAUUCAGCUGUGAUCAGUGUGGAAAGGCUUUUACUAAGAAGAGUGACUUAAAAAGACAUCAACUCAUUCACAGUGGAGUUAAACCAUUCACCUGUGAUCAGUGUGGAAAGGCUUUUACUCGGAAGACUCAUUCAAAAAGCCAUCAACUCAUUCACAGUGCAGUGAAACCAUUCAGCUGUGCUCAGUGUGGAAAGGCUUUUACUCAGAAGAGUCAGUUAAAAAGCCAUCAACUCAUUCACAGUGGAGUGAAAUUGUUCAGCUGUAAUCAGUGUGGUAAGGCUUUUACUCGGAAGACACAUUUAAAAAGCCAUCAACUCAUUCACAGUGGAGUGAAACCAUUCAACUGUGAUCAGUGUGUGAAAACCUUUACUCAGCAUGAACAGUUGUUGAUCCAUCAAUGCCCCCAUUCUGGUAGAAAGCGGUACCACUGUGACUCCUGUGAAAAAACUUUCAAGCACCAAAAGAGCUUAAAAUGUCACCAACGCAUCCACACUGGACAUGAUGUGUACCGAUGUGAUCACUGUGGUGAACCAUUUGUAUUGUACUCACAGUUAAAAGCUCAUGAAGUGACCCACACUGGGGUUAAACCAUACCUUUGUGACCAGUGUGGGAAACGCUACAGCUACAUUGCAAACCUCAAAGUUCACCAACGUGUCCACACUGGGGAGAGACCAUACAGAUGUGAUGAGUGUAAGAAGACUUUUACAACUUUGUAUUCCCUGAAACAACACCAGCAGAUCCACACCAGAAAGAAAGCAUUCAAUCAGUGUCACAGUGAGAAUGGAACAGAUGGACAAAAGUCUCAGACUUGUCAGCACUCUGCCAAUGGUGAACAGUGCUGCUUUGACCAGUCUGGACCAACGUCCAACCAACAAGGAACCCGACAACGACACCAGCGUAUGCACACUGGACACAGACUGAACCCCUGCCAAGAAGAUUUCUCCAUGCAGGGUUCAGUAAAAGUUCAUGAAGUCCUCCACAAACUUAAAGUCCUUGAGAUCCGGCUUCACAGAAUUCAGGUCUAAUUUCUUGUUUAGUGUCUUCGUUGCUUCGUUGCAAAAUCCAUUAAGAGGAAAGCUGUCAUUAACAGAUGUGACUGGUAAAUUAAUUAAACCAUUCAAAGUGGUUACUCAGUUAAAUGAAUUAUCAGUGGUAGAGGGAUAGACGUCUGGAUGGAGGCAGUGAGCAGCAGGGCGAAUUUCCUCAAUUACCACCUUAAUGGUUCCUGAGAUCCCUCUGGGCUGCAGGAACCCGUUAGAUGCAGAGCUGGUUCAGUGAUUCUCUGAUGAUUAAGCAUAAUUAAUUGAGGAGAUUACUGGCCUUAGGAUUCCUGUCUGUCCGUCUGUAAAUUUAAAAACAUGAAGUGUUCUAUGAAAAGUCCAAUCUUUGAAAGCUGACAUGUAGUUCAGAAUCAUUUCUUUGUAAAUUAGCUGCAUCCAGUCAUUACCAUGACAUUGGCAGUGAUUCUCUGAUGGUUAAUCAUAAUUAAUUUAGGAGAUUACUGGCCUUAGGAUAUCUAUCUAUCUAUCUAUCUAUCUAUCUAUCUAUCUAUCUAUCUAUCUAUCUAUCUAUCUAUCUAUCUAUCUAUCUAUCUAUCUAUCUAUCUAUCUAUCUAUCUAUCCAAACUUUCUCAGCUACAACAUCUGCACCUCUGCUGCUGUGUGAAGUAGUCAUUACAGGAGAGAAAGUGUAGAAAAUCUGACAGAUUUUGUCAAGUGGUCCAGAAAAAUCUGACUACCCCUACAACUUCUCUCCUGUAAUGAUAGUAAUAAGUAAUACAUAGGUGAUACUUCACACAGCAGUAGCAGAGGUGCAGAUGUUGUAGCUGAGAAAGUUUGGAGGUUGCCACUUCUUGCAUUCCAAGAAUAGUAGGGGAGUCAGAUUUUGUCAAGUGGCCCAGAAAAAUCUGACUCCAGAUUUUAUUUCAUAUCAUACAAUCUGCACUUUUAACUCAACCUGCAUAUUUCUGUUAAAGUCCUAGUUUUGAAAUGGUCUCUCUGUUCUUAAUCUGCCAUACUGUGAUCAUUUAGCCCCUUAUUUUAUUAUUCUGUUCUUACAGACUGUAAUUUACGAGUUUUUUUUUAAACUUGUUGUGAUUUGGUGUUUUAGCUGUUGUAGCAAAUAAUUUCCCAGGUGUGUGAUAAAUAAAGAAUUUCAAUUUUAUUAUAUUGUUAACUGGCCCAAUAAAAAUAACAACAAUAACAAAUUACUACGAUACUAAAACUAGAACUAUACUUAUAUUAAAGACUUUAUACAUAAAUACCAGACAUAUUUUGAUGCCAUAUCUUGCAUUCUUAGGGGAGUCCGAUUUUAAGUAAGGAGAUAUAAAGUUUUCUCAGUGAACAAUUAUUUUAAUGACACGUGUAGAACACUGAUGGAAUGUGAACAAUAUUUGGCGACUACACCCUGUCCUGUCCUGAUGUCCUCAUAGGAGUGAAGCUGAGAGUAGCGUAGAAUCUCCCCGAUGCCAUUUAGGGUGCGCACAUACGGAUGAGAAGAGGAGGAGAAACAUGUCACCUAAUCAUAUUUAACAGGAAAACAUGUCUGCAGGUCAGCACUUAGUCACAUUUAACCCAAAAACAACAGCAAAAGCAGUAAACGUACAACAGAAAAACCUGUCAAGUGGCCACAGAGUGAAAAGUAAGUCGCACGCGUUCACGCGAAGGGGGAGUCAGAUUUUUCCGGGGAGUGUGAAAAUUGCACAACACCUGGGUUAGUCUGAAUCCUUUUUUCUGAUUGGCUGAGACGAGACACGUGACAGUGUGCAUCUAUUAAUGAUCGGAAGCAUUCAGGUCGUUCCGGUUAUACUCGGUAGCGCUCUUCAGUAAAGGAGACGCAGUUUGUUAUUUUCUUUGAUUAUCGCUCGGCAAAUUACAAAAAAGUUGCGAGUUAACCCUUUUUCCACAUUUAUUAGGCAAAAUUAGCUUCGCCACCGUGGCUAAACAUGCUAAAAAUGGCUUUGCCAUCCUGAGGAAGGCUUCGCCUAUGGAGAAGUGGAGAAUGGCUAGCACAAGCACAGAGACACCCUGAAAAUUUGACACAAUCUUAAAUAUUAUUAUGAAAUAUUUGUUGAAAAGUCUUUUUCGUGUGUUUCUAAGGGUGUGGCUGCAUCAGAAAGACACAAAUACAAAUGAUUUUUUUUUGGUUGUUUACAAGAAAUAUUUUAUGGAACCAUUCAAUUUUCAGUUUUAAUGUCUUUUUUUAGGAUGUGUUUAGUUUUAUGAUUGUACUAAAAUAAAUGACUCUUGAAGACCUCAAA
This is a messenger RNA of Acanthochromis polyacanthus (spiny chromis), 4426 nucleotides long. RefSeq names its product gastrula zinc finger protein XlCGF26.1-like. Bases 309 to 2192 code for a protein of 627 amino acids. Lineage: Eukaryota; Metazoa; Chordata; Actinopteri; Pomacentridae. Gene Ontology annotation, molecular function: RNA polymerase II cis-regulatory region sequence-specific DNA binding; DNA-binding transcription factor activity, RNA polymerase II-specific. Gene Ontology annotation, biological process: regulation of transcription by RNA polymerase II. The transcript is spliced from 3 exons. The record is from RefSeq and is a predicted model, not a curated record. Gene Ontology annotation, cellular component: nucleus.